Molecule: messenger RNA, 459 nt
Organism: Paramecium tetraurelia
Lineage: Eukaryota; Ciliophora; Oligohymenophorea; Peniculida; Parameciidae
Exons: 2
Biological process (GO): CTP biosynthetic process; UTP biosynthetic process; GTP biosynthetic process
Molecular function (GO): nucleoside diphosphate kinase activity
Source: RefSeq, a predicted model, not a curated record
AUGGAAAAGGAGUAAACCUUUGUUUUAAUAAAACCUGAUGGAGUUUAGAGAAGAAUCAUAGGGAGAAUAAUCUAGAGAUUUGAAGAUAAGGGAUUUUCAAUGGUUGCCAUGAAAAUGCUAAUACCAAAUUAAGAAUUACUAUAGAAGCAUUAUGAGGAGCUCAUGUUCAAGCCUUUCUUUCCGUGCUUGAUCUGCUAUAUGCUAUCAGGACCGGUUAUCGCUAUGAUAUGGCAAGGCAAAGAUGUUGUUAGAUAAAUUCGUUCUAUGCUUGGAGAAGGCAGAAACCCUAUUGAAUAGAAACCAGGCACAAUUAGAGCUGAUUAUGCACUUGAACUUUAGAGAAAUUUAAUUCAUGGUAGUGAUUCUUGUGAGUCAGCUUAAAAAGAGAUUAAUUUAUGGUUUAAUUAAAAGGAAAUCGUGGAUUGGAAGCCUUCAGAUUUAAAUUGGGUGUGUGAAUGA